Epithele typhae is the source of this 1425-nucleotide messenger RNA. RefSeq lists its product as uncharacterized. The coding region runs from base 1 to 1425 and encodes 474 amino acids. The transcript has 6 exons. The record is from RefSeq and is a predicted model, not a curated record. NCBI's taxonomy places the organism in Eukaryota, Fungi, Basidiomycota, Agaricomycetes, Polyporales, Epitheliaceae.
AUGCAGCACGACGCCUCUGAUUUCGAUGAGAUGGCCUACAUCGCCUUUCUCUCCACUGUCUUCGCCAACUCUCGCCCGACCUUCGGGUACCACCUCCUGAGGACUGGCACCAAAGAAGGGCAGGUCAGGUCUAAAAUAUGGCAAUGCCUUGCCCUCCUCCUGAACACCGGCGGAGGGCCGUCUGCAGCGGGAAAGAGCGUAGCCGUCACAGGCUGCAUGUAUCCUCACGGCGUCACCGUGUUGAUCACUUCCAGUAGUGGCGCCUCGCCGCUUCACCUCGACGCGCCUCCGACUUUCACGACACUCAAGUCGGAUUCCGCCAAGGGGUUUGAGAUUCUUUGCAGCCCUGCGAGAGCAGAGUGGAAGGAUGCCGACACUUUCGAAGGGCACAUCCAGGAUGUCCUAAACGUGAUCCAGUACUGCAUGACGCCCUCGGACGAGCUUGCCCAGAACGCUCUUUCUGUCGCACUCAAGGUCGUACAUCUCUUCCAAUUUGCCGUAUAUCGCUGCCGCCGCAAACUCCUUGCUCGCCUCAAGGCCGGCCGACAAAUCUGGAGUUUCGGCGACCAGGCAGCGCUUCCGACGACGUUCAUCCACGACAUGCACGAAACGUUGAAGAAUGGUCCAAAUGGCGUCUGGGUCCCCUAUGAGUCUUUUGUCUCGCUUCCCGCAUCACGGCUCGAGGUCGUGGUGGAAGGCGUAACGGAGGGACUCGAAGGGCGCAUGUUGUUUUACAACCUGUAUGGUCUGAUGAUGCGAUUGAAGUCACUCCUCAAGAGUGAUGUGCUGAAGUUCAUAAUCACUUCCGAAAUCAAGGAGCGGUUGGACGAUGCGCGUGAACGGGGAUCCACAACUAGGCUUUCAGAGGUGGAAACGCUCAUCAUGGAAGCGACCGGAGCUCGUCACAAAUCCGGCGGCGCAGUCGAAGAGGCUCCCGCACAGAAUGAAGAAGGGAUGUCCGUGGAUGCGUUUCCUGAAGAUGGCGAGAAUGUCAAAGACCAUCUCGUUCGAUACCUAGAGGCUCUCAUCGUACCCCUCGACAUCGUAUCCACCAUGCUCGCACUGCCAGCACCAUCCCCCGCACCUCCCGUGACCGCUAUCCUCAUCGACGACGGACCUCGAGUGCCAUUGAAUGCACGGCCUUUCGUCGACGACAUCCUGAAGGAAGUACAAGAUGUGUUGACCGGGAAGGAACUCAACGUUGCCACGACCGAACUGCAGAAGGCAUUGGACGAUGCGGCUGCGAAAGUCAGCGUCGCAACCGUGCACCCAGCGUCCGCGCUCAUGGCUCGUGCGUUAUCCGUGCACCCCAAUAGCGCGGCGCUCCCACUCCUCGACGAGCAGUCGACGUCGACGGAGGUGUUGCACCUGAUGAGAGACAUAUUCCAGGUACGACCCGGCGCUAUCGACGGAAACGACCACUGA